UCUCACGUGACUUCCGGGUGAGGCCACGGCGGGCAGCGGUUCCCGCUUCCCCAUUGCGGCGGCGCCGGUUCCGCGCUGGGCCUGAUCCGCUCCGCUUCGCUCUGCUCCCCCCGGGUCUCCCCGCUUUCUCCGUCCUCCGGGGCCAUGGAUCCCUUCCUGAGCCUGCUGCAUUCCUUCUCCUCGAGCCUGCUGGAGCCCGAGCUGGCGUCCCUCAAGUUCCUUUGCCGGGAGAAGAUCGGGAAGAGGAAGCUGGAGUCGGUGCAGAGCGGUGUGGAGCUGUUCGGCAUCCUGCUGGAGCAGCAGCUCAUCGCCAAGGACCGCCUGGACUUCCUCGAAGGUUUGCUCCGGGACAUCAAACGAGAGGAUUUGAUCUCGCAGCUGAAGCAAUUCGUUGAGGACGGGGAGGUCACUGACCCUGCUGACCAGCCAGAUGUGCAUGAACGACGUCUGCAGAAGGCAGCUAUUGAGGUCAUAUGUGAAAACGUUGGGAAAAACUGGAGAAUGCUGGUGCGGAAACUUGGUGUUUCUGAAGUGAAAAUGGAGAGGAUAAUAGCAGCUUAUCCGUGUGACUUGCGCGAGCAGCUGUUUCAGUCACUUCGGGAGUGGCAGAAGUGGAAGGGAAAAGACGCCAAGGUGACUGACUUGAUAAAAGCCCUUCGGGGCUGUCACAUGAAUUUGGUGGCCGACAAAGUUGAGGAGGCGAUCUUGCUGCUGAACACCGGAGCCAGCUGAAAUCAACCGAAAAACUAAAAGUGCCUUCUACUUCUCUGAGCCAAAAUGAGUAUCGUUGGUUCUGUUAUUAAUUUAUGUGCUGCCAUUAAUUUAUGUGCCUUAAUAGCUUGAUUUGUGGUCAGCUGAAGACUAACAUAAGAACAAAUUCCUCUUAGGUAUCGCUGUGUAAUUCAAUGCUUCCUUUAAAAGACUUUAACUUUCAGAAUGCCUAAACUCCAUUGUUGUAGAAAUACUCACACUUUUGUUCUACAACCCACCUGAAAACAAGAUUUGCUUUACUACACCCACUUUUCAGAUAAAUCUUCUCUGGAAAUACAUCCACAGGACACUUCUGAGGGAACUGUAACUUAAAAUUUCACAGGGAGGUUGGAUUUUUUGGUGUGUUUCUGGCCUGUUCAUAACUAUAGUGUAAAAGGGGAGGAGUUAGACUGCUUAGCUGUCCACUGGGUUUUGAUUUUGAGUAUUAUAAGAUAAUAUCUUCCAUAAUUUGUUCAAAUACAUUUGCUCUCUAUAAAAGGGUGCUAAGAUCUCAGGCCCCAAGACAGCAGUGCAAGAUCGUGGUGGCUUUUUCUUGGCAGAAAAUGUGCCUGGGUUAAAAAUUAACCGGUUGAAAUCAAGUGGCUGUAUCAAGUGCCUUCAUCAUCCUGAAGGAAAUGUUGCUCUGAAAUUAUCAGAGACAUUGUGUGUGUCACAGAUGUUUACAGCAGCCUCUUUUUACUGCUGUGAAGGUUUUAAGACUCUUUACUCAGAAUAUUUUCAUAGUCCAUAUCACAGAGUGUGGUCCUGUCUGCUGAAAGCUGCAGUUGCCUGUGCUCUUGGUAACAAACGUACCGUAACAAAAUCAAGAGAGCAAAUUGGUUUCUUUUUAGUGGAGGAGUGUCAAAGCCUCCUGAGAGCAAAUAUAUAGCACUGACUUUCCUCUAGUGAUGCCCUGUGAGAAUCAGCCAGCUCUUGGCCAGAAAGCACUUUGUUCUCUUCAAAGGUUGCUCCAGAUCCAGUAGCUCUUCCAAGCCCUCUGCAGUUUUUGAAAGUGGUUAUAAGCAGCUUGUAGAGGAAAGAGGAUUUAUGAAGGAGACCAGAUUCAGUUUCCAGCUUUAAUUUGGAACAGACUUCAAAAAAUGGCCUUUGCAUCUAACCUAAGACUGGAAAACCUGCACAAGCGUCAAGACAUACAGCCCCUGGGGACUAUCCCCUGUGCAAGGGAGGAGAGUUCUCCAAAAUCAUUGUUGCUUGAAUGAGGAUUGUUUGUCCCUGCAGACAUCCUUCUCGCUACAUCAAUAGAUGCUUGAAGAGGAGAGGCUUCUUUUUUUGCUACUGUGUGACUUGUAGCUCCUUUCAGGUUCCUACCACAUGGUGCCAUUACUGUGGAGGUCGCAUGUCAGCGUGUGACAAUCACUAUUGUGCAUAAAUGCUGUGACAUCCAUAAUUGUCGAGUUUUGUUGCAGUUGGUGCUUCUCCUCUAGACAAUGACGCUUGAAUACUUGAUCAUAGUUAAUGGAAACUGCUGUAAUGUGAACUUACCUUUUAAUUAAGGUUUUUCCUUAGAUGAUUCUCACAAGUAUCUUUCAAAUUGUAGUGUAUUGAGUAUCAGUGAUUGUGUAGAAGCAAAGAGCGGUGGGUAAUACAGAAGUUUCCAUGUGUCACCCUCUGGGCAGGUGCAGUUCUCUACGUACUUGCUCCAAUAUUUGUCAGUGUCAGUUGUCCAUUCCAGACUUCGAAUAGGAGAUACUGAGCUGCACUUUGGUUAAAUGGCUAGCUCAAAUGUUCUGGAGGCUUUUGUUUAGUAGAUAUAGUCUUCAUUCUACAGUAUUUAAAGAAAACUGUGGCUUCAGACUUUUCUCCUUCGUGCCUCUAAGCAACCUUGGUGAGCAAAGCAAAGUGGAGUUACCAAGAUGAAUUAUGUGGUGAAACAGCUCUGCAACAGUUCCAAGUUCAGUCUGUCCGGUAACAUGUUUUUCUAAUCCACUUGAAAUAAGUCUUCUGGUUCACAGAAAAUACAUUUAUCUGGAAUAUGAGAAGUAGUUUACUGCCUACUGCAUAUAAUCAGGAUAUUUGAAGGAUCAGCAAGAAUAACUUAUUUGUCGUAGCCGAGCGCACGUUGGCUGCAAGAAAUAUUCUGCCUCAGAAAAUGAAAAACUCUUUGUUUCCUUAAGGGUUUGUACAUAGUGGGUGUUUUACUGUGUAUAAAAGUAACGACCUAGUCUGCAUCAAUCUGUUCGGUACCUCAGGGCCAGUAAAAAACUGGUUUUAUUAGAGAUUUAAAAGUUGAUUGUGAGAGAACAAAACCAAAUGGAACAAAGGGAACAAAAACUUUUUAUUGGGAGGGAGGGGUAAGGGAAAGGGCUGCGAUUUGUAAGGAAAUGUGUUGCCAUCUAGUUAGCAAUCUUGUAUUUUCAAUUAAAAUUUGAAUAUUUUUAUGACUUGGAUUAAAGUUUUCUAUUGUAUAAUUUUGUGCACGUUUCAUUAAAAAAUACUCCCUUAAAACAAAAUAAA
Messenger RNA from Columba livia (rock pigeon), 3225 nucleotides. It is a transcript of the gene FADD, whose product is annotated as Fas associated via death domain. The transcript has 2 exons. The coding region runs from base 145 to 732 and encodes 195 amino acids. NCBI's taxonomy places the organism in Eukaryota, Metazoa, Chordata, Aves, Columbiformes, Columbidae. Gene Ontology annotation, molecular function: protein binding. Gene Ontology annotation, biological process: regulation of apoptotic process; signal transduction. The record is from RefSeq and is a predicted model, not a curated record.